AUGAUUAAAUUUGUUUAUACUAAUCCAUUUUUUAAAAGAUAUAAAUAUAUUUUCACAAGUUUGAAAGCUUUAAAUUUUUCUAAAAUCAAAAGUUUACAAAAAGAAAUCACUGAAAAAAAAAACGUCGAAAAAAAAGGCAUAGAAAACAAAGGCAAAGAAAAAAUAAGCGCGCUAAAAUAUUUUACCAAAUUGGAAAUAUUUUAUUUGUUCUUUAUUCCUUUUGCUUUCGUUUCUAUUUACAUUUUUUUUAUGUGGAAUCUUUUCAAAUAUAUUUGUGGAGUCAAAGAUAUAAAUCAUUUUUUCAAACUUAUUCAAUGGUUAAAUGGAAAGGAAUCGUAUCCAUUUAAUUAUAUCCAUAAUAAAAGAAUCGAAAAAAAACCACAGCCCAUAAUUGUGUCAAUAAAAAAGUUUGCGUAA
Molecule: messenger RNA, 417 nt
Organism: Plasmodium berghei ANKA
Lineage: Eukaryota; Apicomplexa; Aconoidasida; Haemosporida; Plasmodiidae
Product: conserved Plasmodium protein, unknown function
Exons: 3
Coding region: 1-417 (138 amino acids)
Source: RefSeq, a predicted model, not a curated record